Messenger RNA from Prunus dulcis (almond), 2558 nucleotides. RefSeq names its product pentatricopeptide repeat-containing protein At5g04780, mitochondrial-like. Gene Ontology annotation, molecular function: zinc ion binding; RNA binding; protein binding. Lineage: Eukaryota; Viridiplantae; Streptophyta; Magnoliopsida; Rosales; Rosaceae. The transcript has 2 exons. The record is from RefSeq and is a predicted model, not a curated record. Bases 1 to 2112 code for a protein of 703 amino acids. Gene Ontology annotation, biological process: RNA modification.
AUGACGUCGACCUCUGAAGCGAUGAUGGCAACGAAGCAUCAGCUUCGCGACGGCGUAGACUUGUUGUACUCUCGCGGCUGCGCCACCGCUGAGACCUACACGCCGCUUGUGCUCGAAUGCGUACGAGCCGACGAUGUUUCCCAAGCCAAGAGACUGCAAUCUCACAUGGAUCUUCACUUGUUUCAGCCCACCAAGACUUUCCUCCAUAAUAGGAUCCUACAGCUCUAUGCCAAAUCCGGGAACCUUGGUGACGCUCGAGACCUGUUUGACAAAAUGCCCAAGAAAGACGUUUACUCAUGGAACGCCAUGCUUUCUGCUUAUGCAAAAUCUGGGUCUGUUGAGGAGUUGGGGACAAUCUUCGAUCAGAUGCCUUCUCGCGAUUUGGUCUCCUACAAUACCGUGAUUGCUGGUGCGACGGCAAAUGGGUGUUGGGGCAAGGCGUUUGAGGUUUUUGUUAAAAUGCAAGAGGAAGGGUUUGAGCCGUCAGAGCAUACAUUUGUGAGCGUGUUAAAAGCGUGCACCAGGUUGCUGGGGUUUAGGCUUGGGAAGCAAAUUCAUGGGAGAGUAGUUGUAGGCAAUAUGGAAGGGAAUGUUUUUCUUUGGAAUGCGUUGAUCGAUAUGUAUGCCAAAUGUGGUGACAUUGAUCGGGCUCGUUGGUUGUUUGACUGGUUGGUUGGCAAGAAUGCGGUGUCUUGGAACUUGAUAAUUUCUGGCUACUUAAAAAAUGGGCAACCAGAGAAAUGCAUUGAUUUGUUUCAUGAAAUGCAAUCGUCAGGGUUGAAACCUGACCAGGUUACGGUGUCAAAUAUUCUCCGUGCUUACUUUCAGAGCGGUAAUAUAGUCGAAGCAAGGAAGGUAUUUGAUGAGAUUAGGGAGAAGGAUAAGAUUUGUUGGACAACAAUGAUAGUUGGUUAUGCACAGAAUGGCAGAGAAGAGGAUGCUCUGAUAUUGUUUGGUGAGAUGCUAUUGGAAAAUGUCAGACCUGAUAGUUUUACCAUCUCGAGCGUAGUUAGUUCGUGCGCCAAAUUAUCAUCUUUGUGUUAUGGCCAGGUUGUUCAUGGAAACGCAGUUCAUAUGGGAGUUGCUGAUCAAUUGCUUGUGUCUAGUGCGCUUGUUGAUAUGUAUUGCAAAUGUGGAGUUACUGCAGAUGCUUGGGUGGUUUUCACACUAAUGCCAUUUCGAAAUGUGGUUUCUUGGAACGCAAUGAUUACAGGUUAUGCACAAAAUGGGAAAGAUCUAGAGGCCUUGGCCCUCUAUGAGAACAUGUUACAAGGAAACAUAGUUCCAAAUAAUGUUACUUUCAUAGGUGUUUUAUCAGCUUGUGUCCAUGCUAAUUUGAUUGAACGAGGACAGAAGUAUUUUGAUUCAAUUAGUGAACGAAGUGGUAUGGAACCCACUAUUGAUCAUUAUGCCUGUAUGGUCUGUCUCCUUGGUCAUUCAGGUUACAUAAACAAAGCAGUAGAUCUUAUCAGAAGUAUGCCCCAUGAACCGAAUAGCUUGAUUUGGUCCACUCUUCUAUCUGUUUGCGCAAUGACAGGCGAUAUCGAACACGGGGAGAUGGCAGCUAGACAUCUCUUUGAAUUGGAGCCACUCGGUGCUGGACCUUACAUCAUGCUUUCCAACAUGUAUGCUACUUGUGGAAGAUGGAAAGAUGUGGCAUGCAUGAGGUCUCUCAUGAAGGACAGGAAUGUUAAGAAGUCUGCUGCUUACAGUUGGAUUGAGAUUGAUAACGAGGUUCACAAAUUCGCAUCAGAAGAUCGAACUCAUCCCGAAGCAAAAGAAAUAUAUGAAGAGCUGAACACACUGAUUAGGAAACUGCAGGAAACUGGGUUUACUCCUGACACAAAACUGGUGCUUCAUGAUGUUGGGGAGGAGGAGAAAUUUGAGUCCAUCUGUUAUCACAGUGAGAAACUUGCUCUUGCAUUUGGUUUAACCAAAAAACCUCAUGGAAGUAUACCAAUAAGAAUUAUAAAGAACAUUCGUGUUUGUGGUGAUUGCCAUGAGUUUAUGAAGCUUGUGUCUCAAGCUACUGGACGGCUCAUCAUCUUAAGAGAUUCAAAAAGAUUUCAUCAUUUUAUUGAUGGGCAUUGCUCCUGCAAGAACUGCUGGUAAUAAAAAGGCUCUGGCAGAACGAAAGUAAAGAACUCAAUGCGGAUCAUAUGACCAUAUCUGGCAGGGAUGGAUGUUUCUUUCCUGGUAGGCUCUGUACUGAAGCCUAACUAAAUAGGGCCAAGAUCCAGUUGAUCUAAUUCUAAGUGCCGUUGAGCCCAAUUUAAACAGCACCAAGGGGAGAGUGCGCAAGAGCCCAUACCUGUAGGAGAAGAACAAGCAGCUGGAGUCAUUCUAUAGUGAGGGUUUUAUAUAUGGCCCUUAGGUGAGGCCCUAUAUCUUAAUCGUUGGAUCAUGUUAACCAAUUUGAUCCAUCGGCCAAUCAAUUUAAUCAAACGAUUAAGAGAUAUGGUCUUACCUAAGGACUAUAUACAAGGCCUUCAUUAUAAAAUGACUUAGUCAAAAGAUCAUUAAGGAUUGCCUUAUAGCAAGGCCCAACCCGCCAUACC